AUGGGGGGGGGGGGGGUGUGGGGGGGUCCCCGGGGUUUCGGGGUUCGGGUACCUGGGUCUCGGGGGUUUCGGGGUUCGGGUGCCCGUGUCUCGGGCGCCCCGCUGACCCGCUGUGGCGCAGCGCUGCCGCGGGGCGGGAAGCACGCGGGCGCGGCGGCCGGGGGGCUCCUGGCCCUGCACCAUUUCUUCGGGGCGCAGGCGCUGUGGGUGGCCCUGCUGAGCGCGCUCUGCGUCCUCACCCUGCUCCUGAGCCGGGCCCGCGCCCACCGCGGCCUCUGCCUCGCCCUGGCCGCCCUCAGCUACCUGCUCAUGGGGGAGCUGCACAUGGUGGACACGGUCACGUGGCACAAGAUGCGAGGCGCGCAGAUGGUGGUGGCCAUGAAGGCCGUGUCGCUGGGCUUUGACCUGGACCGCGGCGCGGGCGGCCCCGAGCCCGGCCCCGCACAGGUGCUGGGCUACCUCUGCUCGCCCGGCUCCGUGGUCUUCGGGCCCUGGGAGCCCUUCGGCGCCUACCUGCGCUCCGUGGAGGGGCCGCCGCUGGUGGGGAACGGGGAAUGGGAUUGGAAAUGGGCCCUGCGGCAGCGCCUGGCCGCCAUCCUGGACGCCUGCGUGCUGUCCAAGCGCUGCCCCCCCCGCUGCAGCCACCGCCACAAGGACGCGCUGUGGGUGCGGGCUCUGAACGCCGCCCUGGGCGCCCUGGCCCUGUUCCACCUGUCCUACCUGGGCGCCCUGUUCGACGUGGAGGCCGAGGACGCCGUGGAGGAGCAGGGUUACGGCAUGGCCUACACCGUGCGCAAGUGGUCGGAGCUGCACUGGGCCAGCCACUGGGUGACGCUGGGCUGCUGGCUGCUGGCGCGGCUGCUGCGCUGAGCCCCGGGGAGGAACUGGGAGGGACUGGGAGGAACCGGGAGGACCGGGCGCCAUCGGGGCCGCUCCGCGCCGCCGGAAGCGCCUCUCGCUGGCUCCCGACUUCCGGCGCGCGGGAAGCUUUUGCCCUUCGUUGGGCGGAAGUGGCGCCGGGGGAGCCAAUAAAGGCUGCGCUCGCUGGCUCCUGUCAA
Molecule: messenger RNA, 1058 nt
Organism: Lonchura striata (white-rumped munia)
Lineage: Eukaryota; Metazoa; Chordata; Aves; Passeriformes; Estrildidae
Source: RefSeq, a predicted model, not a curated record